Messenger RNA from Manduca sexta (tobacco hornworm), 1650 nucleotides. Its product is annotated as endoplasmic reticulum-Golgi intermediate compartment protein 3. Gene Ontology annotation, biological process: retrograde vesicle-mediated transport, Golgi to endoplasmic reticulum; endoplasmic reticulum to Golgi vesicle-mediated transport. Bases 170 to 1333 code for a protein of 387 amino acids. NCBI's taxonomy places the organism in Eukaryota, Metazoa, Arthropoda, Insecta, Lepidoptera, Sphingidae. The record is from RefSeq and is a predicted model, not a curated record. Gene Ontology annotation, cellular component: endoplasmic reticulum membrane; Golgi membrane; COPII-coated ER to Golgi transport vesicle. The transcript is spliced from 8 exons.
UACAUCAGUUGUCACUUUCAAUAGUUUAUUGGUCUCUGCUUUCAAUCUACAGACAGCUUUUAAAAUUUCAGGAUAACCAAUUUAACUUGUUGAUUUAAGUGUAAAAUAUAUUGGAAAUAAAACUGAAAAAUACAUUAAUAUAACCUAUUUAAAAAAUUCAUUCAUCACUAUGGGCUCUGAUUUAAUUGAUAAGUUUAAACAGUUAGAUGCAUAUGCCAAAACAUUAGAUGAUUUUAGGGUAAAAACGGCAACCGGAGCAGCAAUUACGAUCACCAGCGUUGUUGUUAUGAUUUUGUUAUUUCUAUCAGAACUUUAUGUAUACAUGUCACCAAAUAUAUCUGAGGAAUUAUUUGUGGACACGUCAAGAGGACACAAGCUACGUAUAAAUCUUGAUAUUACAGUGCCAACAAUUUCCUGUAGUUAUUUAGUUCUUGAUGCAAUGGAUUCAUCUGGAGAACAGCAUCUACAAAUGGAUCAAAAUAUACAUAAGCGAAGAUUAGACUUAAACGGAAACCCAAUAGAAGAACCCAAGAAAGAAGAAAUUUCAACUGCUUCUACAGCAAAAGCAAACCAGAAUUCAUCUGAAGUAGCAAUAAUUACAUGUGGAAGCUGUUAUGGAGCUGCAUUUAAUGAAUCUCAGUGUUGCAAUACUUGUGAAGAUGUGAAAGAAGCUUAUAGACUGAGAAAGUGGGCUUUACCAAAUUUAACAACUAUUGAGCAAUGUAAAAAUGAUGAGUCACUGGAGAAAACAAACUUAGCACUUAAAGAAGGAUGCCAAAUAUAUGGACAUAUGGAAGUUAAUAGGGUUGGAGGAAGUUUCCACAUAGCCCCAGGCAAGAGUUUCACCAUAAAUCAUGUCCAUGUACAUGAUGUGCAACCAUUCUCAUCAUCAGUAUUCAACACAACUCAUAUAAUUCGACAUCUGUCUUUCGGAACUAACAUUGAAAGUGCCAACACUUCUCCCUUGGAUGGCGUAAAAGGACUGGCUACCGAAGGAGCUGUAAUGUUCCAGUAUUACUUGAAGAUAGUUCCGACAAUGUAUGUAAAAUUAGACAAUACAGUUUUGCAUACUAAUCAAUUUUCAGUAACCAGACAUCAAAAAUCAGUCUCAAAUGUAAAUGCAGAAUCUGGUAUGCCUGGAGCCUUUUUCAGUUAUGAAUUGUCACCUUUGAUGGUUAAAUAUACAGAAAAGGAAAGGUCCAUUGGACAUCUUGCUACAAACAUUUGUGCUAUAGUUGGCGGAGUGUUUACUGUGGCUGGAAUACUUGAUACUCUAUUAUAUCAUUCCCUGAAUGCAUUUCAAAGCAAAAUGUUGUUAGGUAAAACUGGUUGAGGUCACAAUGUUUUCAGAAACAUAUUGAAAUCAUCUACAUUUGAUUUGGCAUACUUUUUACAAAAUUCAACAUCUGUAUCCUCUAUUAAACAUUUUACUGGUAUAUAAUUUUCUUUUUUUGGAUCAUACUGAGCUCGGCCAAGCUUUUCUAAAAACAUAUGUCUUUGUUUUAUUCUAAAAUUCCUUGACAACAAUACUUCUGGACUCUCCAAUAUGGCACUAUGAGAAAUUUUCAUGAUAUUGUGUAUAUAAUUGAAUCUUUGUCCCAGAACUUUUUGAUCUGAAAUAAAUAAUAAAAAUAUAAGUAAUACACUUUA